AUGGAUUUCUUCCGGCCGCCGUUUGCUGCUACCAUGGGCAAGGGUGGUUGUCGAUUGUCAAAGAGGCCACGAAUAGCAUGCGGACAUUCCCAUGGCGCCGGUGCGAAUUGCCGCAAUUCGGUCACUGGCAACAUGGGGAAAUCCAGCCCCGACGGCAACGUAAUCCAAGUUACGCUACCGGCAACACUACACAUGGUAACUCUAGAUGGUGGCAAUCAUUCUAUAUCUAGUAUACAUCUACUAUUCCUCACGUUGUCUGAUAUCUUGUUGACAUUUGGCUUGUGCGGUAGUACGGUGCCUGUUGGAGGUUGGUUGCUCUUGGUCUUGUUCGGGCUGUGGCUGUGGCUGUGGCUGUGGCUGUGGCUGAGUCGCCCAAGGACAACCAAUCGCCAGAUCAGACAGACAUGCGCAAGGAUGGCUGAUGAGAUUCUGCAAAUAACCGGUCCCUACGAUACCAGCACUGUGGUCCCAACUACCAUGUAG
Messenger RNA from Plenodomus lingam JN3, 483 nucleotides. Lineage: Eukaryota; Fungi; Ascomycota; Dothideomycetes; Pleosporales; Leptosphaeriaceae. The record is from RefSeq and is a predicted model, not a curated record.